AUUUUAUAUUAAAUUUUAAUCUAAAAAUAAUCCAAAUAUUUAUCAAAAGUUUCAAAGGACAAAAAGACGUGUAAUUAUAAAAAUAUAAUCUAAGUUCUGCAAUACAUUAAUAAGAAUAAUAAAAAUAAAAAACGAAAUGAGUCUAUCACGUAUUCUUGUUAAGGACGGCGGAUUUGGUACACAAAUGACUGUUCACGUUGGUAACGCUGUUGAUGGUGAUCCACUAUGGAGUGCCCGAUUUAAUGCAACUAAACCAGCUGCUAUAAUUAAUACACAUAUGGACUUCUUAAGAAAUGGUGCAGACAUUAUACUGACCAACACAUACCAGGCUAGCGUGGAGGGCUAUGUGAAUUUUUUAGAUUUGAGUGUUCCUGAGAGCAUUGAACUGAUAAGAAACACUGUGCGACUGGCUCACAUAGCUAAAGAACGAUACUUAACGGAAUGUUAUGAAGAAACUAAAAUUAUGCCAGAGAAUAUACCCAUGAUAAUUGCAUCAAUUGGUCCAUUUGGCGCUCAUUUACACGAUGGCUCAGAAUAUACCGGCUCAUAUGCAGAUUAUGUAUCACCAAAAAAAAUUACAGACUGGCAUCGUGUACGCAUUGACGCUUGUCUUGAAGCUGGUGUAGAUGCUUUAGCUAUUGAAACCAUACCCUGUCAGGUGGAAGCCGAAGCGCUAGUCGAAAUGUUAUGCGAUGAUUAUCCAGAUGUGAAAUUUUGGGUUUCAUUUCAAUGCAAGGAUGAUAAAACUUUAGCCCAUGGUGAAGAUUUUGCUGAUGCAGCUCUAUCUAUCUGGGAGCUCCUGAAAGAACGUAACGCCCAGCAUAACUGUUUAGCCAUAGGCGUAAAUUGCGUUCAUCCCAAAUACGUGAGUUCACUUUUCAAUAAUCUUAAUGGAGAUCGAUCUGAUGCUGAAAAAGUUCCGCUUGUUGUCUAUCCAAACAGCGGAGAACUUUAUGAUGUCGUUAAAGGUUGGAUGGGUCGAGAACACUGCAUACCUUUGGAAAAUUAUGUUCCUGAAUGGACACAGUUGGGUGCAAAAAUUAUUGGCGGUUGCUGUAGAACCUAUGCGCGUGACAUACGUAAUAUUAGUGAAGCAGUCCGUACCAUAAAUACCUUGAUGCGUUGGAAAUAGUUACUCCACGUCUCUGCAUGCAUACUCGAAUGUGAUCUCGCAUUAAGAGAACAAAUAUUAUUAAUUUUAUCUUUAGUUUCCUUAGUAAUUAAGAUGACACAUAAUUAAUGUAAUUAGAUUCAUUAACUAUUUCUAUUAAAAUGAUUUUAAAAACAU
Molecule: messenger RNA, 1288 nt
Organism: Teleopsis dalmanni
Lineage: Eukaryota; Metazoa; Arthropoda; Insecta; Diptera; Diopsidae
Product: homocysteine S-methyltransferase 1
Exons: 6
Coding region: 137-1132 (331 amino acids)
Biological process (GO): S-methylmethionine cycle
Molecular function (GO): zinc ion binding; S-adenosylmethionine-homocysteine S-methyltransferase activity
Source: RefSeq, a predicted model, not a curated record